Messenger RNA from Exophiala spinifera, 708 nucleotides. Its product is annotated as ribosomal protein L19. The record is from RefSeq and is a predicted model, not a curated record. The coding region runs from base 1 to 708 and encodes 235 amino acids. The transcript has 2 exons. Gene Ontology annotation, molecular function: structural constituent of ribosome. Lineage: Eukaryota; Fungi; Ascomycota; Eurotiomycetes; Chaetothyriales; Herpotrichiellaceae. Gene Ontology annotation, cellular component: ribosome; mitochondrial large ribosomal subunit. Gene Ontology annotation, biological process: translation.
AUGUCGCAGAUAUUGGUGCCGCGGGUGUCGGCAUGCUGCUGGCGGUCGCUUUUUGCAGAGAUCCAACCUCAACGUCAGUGGUCCAGGUCUCUAGUCACCCUGCAGCGAGGUCCCGUCGAAAAACUCGCAAUUCCAGAGUCUCUCCCACCACAGUUUCGGUCUCAGAUCCCCCCACGACUCAGACCUGGCAGAGAUAAACGAGAUAUCACAGUCCACGAAUCACCCGUCUCCGAAGCUGCCCUCUGCAAAGAUCCGGUCUCUCUCAUCGACCAGCGACAACUCGCCCUGCUAGACCCCACGGGCGCACGAGCGCGGCUCUUCGACAAGACGAACAAGGACCGAGCGCAAGUCGGUGACAUCCUGCUGGUCACGUUCAAGACCGGCGAACCCGUUUCCGGGACGAUACUCUCCAUCAAGGGAUCCGGUCCUCACAUAUCGGUACUGCUGAGAAAUCAGCUGACGGGCAUUGGGGUGGAGGUGCUUGUCAAGGUACACAGUCCGUUGGUGCAGAGCAUGGAAAUCGCCCAACGGGCGCCCAAGAGGAAGAGACGUGCCAGGUUAUACUACUUGCGGAAGCCGGAGCAUGAUCCUGGUAGUGUACAGAAGAUUGUUGAUCAGUACGUGAGGCAGAGGGCUAUGUUGAGUGGCGGGGGAAAGACGACACGGCAGCAGCACACUGGCCCUCGUGGGAAGAAGGGAAACAGAUGA